Molecule: messenger RNA, 705 nt
Organism: Colletotrichum spaethianum
Lineage: Eukaryota; Fungi; Ascomycota; Sordariomycetes; Glomerellales; Glomerellaceae
Product: putative transporter
Exons: 4
Coding region: 1-705 (234 amino acids)
Cellular component (GO): membrane
Molecular function (GO): transmembrane transporter activity
Source: RefSeq, a predicted model, not a curated record
AUGGAAGGCAUUAUCACAUGCACCAUUGGCAUCGUUGGAUACUUCCUCCUGGUGGGAUUUCCGGACGCGCAAAAGCGAACGUGGAGGUUCCUCUCUGAAAAAGAGACUGCCUGGGUCAUUUCCAGAGUCCAAGCCGACCGAGGAGACGCAGAGUUGCCAGCUUUCAGCAUCAAGAAGUUCCUCAGAGGGGGUGCAGACGUCAAAGUAUGGGCUCUGGCUCUCAUUUAUUUCAACAACGCUCUUGUCAACUUCUACAACAUGGGCUUCACCACAGGACAAGCCCAAAUUCUUACGGCACCUCCUUACGUCUUCGCUGCCAUCAUCAUGUACAUCACAGGCUGGCUAGGAGACCGUUACAUGUUACGGGGACCCAUCAUAAUUGGCGAUAUGGUUUUGUCCAUCACUGGCAUAUGCUUGAUGGGAUUCCACAACGAUGUUGCUGUGCGCUACGUUGGCGUUUUUCUAGUUACUGCAGGUGCGGUCAGUGCUACGCCUGCGACUAUGGCAUACCAGGCGAACAACAUCCGUGGGCAGUGGAAGCGCGCAUUCUGCAGCGCCUUCGUUGUGGCAAUCAUUCUCAACAUCAUUGUGGUUAUUUGUUUGAGCAUCUACUUUUACUAUUGGAACACAAAGGCUGAUGACGGUGAGAUCGAGCUUGAGGCAUCGGACGAAACCCAAGCAUCCGACUUCCGCUACACCUAUUGA